Brassica oleracea var. oleracea is the source of this 1428-nucleotide messenger RNA. RefSeq lists its product as uncharacterized. The transcript has a single exon. NCBI's taxonomy places the organism in Eukaryota, Viridiplantae, Streptophyta, Magnoliopsida, Brassicales, Brassicaceae. The coding region runs from base 952 to 1314 and encodes 120 amino acids. The record is from RefSeq and is a predicted model, not a curated record.
GUGCAAGUUAUGAACCAAUGGGAGUGGCCUUGGUGGAACCAGCACGUGAUUGGCUCAUCUUGGUCUUUGGACAGGCUGUCACAAGCUGUAAAAGGAAGAGCAAGUUGGACUAUGUACCUGGACUGAUCUAUGGACUGAUUCAGGUGUAAUGUUGGUGCAUUCAUAGCCAAGUAUUCUCUCCUCCAAUCACCAGCCACUACUCAGAUUGCCAAGACCUCCAAGACCUGAUCCAAGUCGUCCAUUUCAAACCAGACAAUCCCCACUGUCCAUCUCUUAUCCUUAGAUUAGGGUUUAUGAGUUACAACUUGUAUUUUCCUAUAAAAAGAUCUUUAAGGGGCAUUUGUAACUCUUAAGAGUGUUAGGGGGAUUUCCCAUUCUCCUUCAUAGUCUUUGGUUACUUCUAAUCUCUCAAUCUCUCACCCAAAGUCUCUUAAUCUCACGCCAUUCUUAUUCUUCCAUCAGACUCUUUGUUAUUCUCUUCCAUUGUUGAACAAGACUCAGUCCCAACCUGUAGAGGUUGAUUCACCAGUCCACACACAGCCUGUGCUCUGAAAACCUCACACGGAUAUAAUUACAACAAAGUAGAAGAUCAGAUAGCGUAGGAUUAAUCUAUGUGUUCCUGGAUGAUACUAGAUCACUUUGUUUGUAAAUGUGGUUGAAUCCCUCCUCAUGGUUGCAAAUCAUGUAAUGCUCUUAAUGACAAGUCGAAGUUGAGAAAAAAAAAAGAAAAAAAAGUAAUAUUGGUGACUGCGACAAAAAAAAACUCCCGCUGCUUCGUACCCUUUGUCAAAACCUUAAAGGGACUCAAAACAUGAUAUUAUAAUUUUCCCACCUCUUCUCCAAAGUCUAAACCCAAUCUUCCCGCCUCCCCCAUCACACCCGCUCCUUCCUUCCUCUACAAUAGUAACCCUAAUCUUCAAUCAAGGCCCUCACAAACAAAUCUCAAGAUCCAUGAAGGGACUCUCAACAUCGCCGGUGAGAAGAAACGACGGCUUCCACCGCUACUUGAAGCCAGGGGCUCUCGCUCAGAUCCGUAACACUAGACUCAACGCCAGAUCCAACUCUCCCUUAACUCUUUCCCUCCCGAGCAGAGUCGACCCGCCAGACGCGACGCCGACGAUGGAGCAGAUGCCUGAUCUCUUCUUCACCAAGAUAUACGGUCCGUUUCGCAUCGGUAGAAAGAAACUUGGUCCCGCUAGAUCUGUGUUGAGGACGAUGAUGGAUUUAAACCCUUCUCCCAACUCCACGCUUGAAUCCGCUAGUAAUGGUAAUAGCAACGUAUUAAGUAUCGUCGAUGUUUUAGUUGCUCAUUAAAUGUAACUCUAUUAUAUUGUUUUUGUAUCAAUAAUUGCUUUUGUAACUUGUGGAAAAACAUCUUCAAUUCUCAUCAACACUUUGUUAAUUGAAUGUGUUGAUUCAUUAUAUGAU